AUGCAAGAAGAAAUAUUAUACAAAUGGAAUUAUGAUGAUUUUAAAGAUAAAAAAUUUAAAAUACCAAAAUUAAAUAUGCCAUGGGAUUAUAAGUUCAGUCCAUAUUUUGAAGAAAUAUCAUUAGAAAAUAGAGAAUGGAUAAAAGGAACUAAACUUAUAUCAGAAGAAUCUGAUUUUGAAAAAUUUGUUUACUUGAAGACAAUUUUAAUGAAUUCUUAUUUAUAUCCCCAUUGUAAUAAAGAAGUUUUUAGAUAUAUUAAUAGAUUAAAUGAAUAUAUUUAUAUCGUUGAUGAUUUUUAUUUAGAAGAUAAUGUAAAGGGUCAAGAAUGGGUGGAUGAAUUAUUUGAUAGAAAUUCUAAAUUUGUUAAAGAGAACUACAUUGGCUCGAUAAUGUGGGAAAUUUUUGAUGAUAUUAUAUCCGUUGGGAAUGAUGGAGCUACUGACUAUCUAAUUAAAAAAACACAUGAAUGGAUGGAUUCAGUAAUACUAUUCAAUAGUAAAAAAGUAAAUUCCAAAUUUACCUUUGAAGAAUAUACAAAUAGUCGUGGAGUAGAUGUUGGUAUGAUUUUUGGUUUGGCUUGCACUAAAGUUCAUAUUCCUCCAUUAUGCGACGAGAUUGAAAAUCACCCAGUUUAUAUAGAUAUGCUUGCAAACUACUAUAACCCAAUUCAUUUAUUAAUAAAUGAUAUCUAUUCCUUCAACAAAGAAACAAAAUCAGUAAGAUUAGGAAAUUAUGUAAAGAUUGCAGCAUACCAAUUGGGUUCUAUACAAUUAGCAAUGGAUCAUUUAUCAAAACUAUUUGAUGAAUAUAUUGGAAAAAUUCAAGAAAAGUUUGCAGAGUUAGAAAAGAUCUUCCCAAAUAAUAAAGACCUUGAAACCCAUCUAUAUAUAAUUAAAACAAUUAUUGCUUGUAACUUUAAUUGCUCCACAAAUCCAAACUAUCCACGUUAUUAUGGUGAAGUUUUAGAAGCUGAAUUAAAGAUUAUUAAUGAAUAA
Messenger RNA from Dictyostelium purpureum, 996 nucleotides. RefSeq lists its product as uncharacterized. The record is from RefSeq and is a predicted model, not a curated record. Lineage: Eukaryota; Evosea; Eumycetozoa; Dictyosteliales; Dictyosteliaceae. Bases 1 to 996 code for a protein of 331 amino acids. The transcript has 2 exons.